Messenger RNA from Echinops telfairi (small Madagascar hedgehog), 1154 nucleotides. RefSeq names its product peroxisome biogenesis factor 2. The transcript has 2 exons. Bases 211 to 1128 code for a protein of 305 amino acids. Gene Ontology annotation, biological process: protein import into peroxisome matrix. Gene Ontology annotation, molecular function: zinc ion binding. The record is from RefSeq and is a predicted model, not a curated record. Gene Ontology annotation, cellular component: peroxisomal membrane. NCBI's taxonomy places the organism in Eukaryota, Metazoa, Chordata, Mammalia, Afrosoricida, Tenrecidae.
AUACCAGGUUCUGCUAGGAAAAGCCAAGUUUUCCCGAGAAUGUUUCAGAAAAAGUUACGUGGACCGUGGGCGUUUCGCACACACCUAAGCUCCUGGCAAGUAUGACACAAGAAUUUCACAGAGAGAUUUGCAGCAGCAAAAAUCUCCUUUGCUGUAGGAUCUCAAGUCUUGAGGCAGCUGCAAGAAGGGGGGAAAGAGACCUUCAGAAACAUGGCUUCCAAAGAAGAGAAUCCACAAAGCACGAACAGAGUGCUAAGAAUAAGUCAGCUGGAUGCACUUGAACUGAACAAAGCCCUGGAGCAACUAGUUUGGUCCCAGUUUACUCAGUGCUUUCAUGGAUUUAAGCCAGGGCUGUUAUCCCGCUUUGAACCAGAAGUAAAAGCAUUCUUGUGGGUUUUCUUGUGGAGAUUCACCAUCUACUCCAAAAAUGCCACUGUGGGGCAGACAGUUUUGAAUAUUCAGUACAAAAAUGAUUUUUACCCAAACCUGAGAUAUCACCCACCCAGUAAGAAUCAGAAGCUCUGGUAUGCUAUUUGUACAAUUGGAGGGAAGUGGCUAGAAGAACGGUGCUAUGAUUUGUUUCGAAACCACCAUUUUGCAUCAUUCUGGAAAGUCAAGCACUGUGUGAAUAUUGUAGUUGGACUAUUGAAGUUAGGUGAGCUGAUUAAUUUCUUGAUUUUCCUUCAAAGAGGAAAGUUUGCAACAUUGACAGAACGUCUACUAGGCAUUCGGUCUGUAUUUUGCAAGCCCCAAAACAUGCGUGCAGUUGGCUUUGAGUAUAUGAAUAGGGAACUUCUCUGGCAUGGUUUUGCAGAGUUUCUUAUUUUUCUCUUACCACUUAUUAAUAUCCAGAAGUUGAAAGCCAAGCUAUCUUCAUGGUGCAUCCCUCUUACUGGUGCUCAUAAUAAUGACGAGACUUUAGGCACCAGUGGCAAAGAAUGCUCUCUGUGUGGAGAGUGGCCCAUCAUGCCUCAUACCAUAGGGUGUGAGCAUAUCUUCUGUUAUUACUGCAUUAAGAGUAGUUUCUUAUUUGACAUGUACUUUACGUGUCCCAAGUGCGCCACAGAGGUACAUAAUCUUCAACCUCUGAAGUCAGGAAUUGAGAUGUCAGAAGUGAAUGCACUUUAGAAACUGCAAUUCUUUCCUCUCAGGAA